Molecule: messenger RNA, 2665 nt
Organism: Cydia fagiglandana
Lineage: Eukaryota; Metazoa; Arthropoda; Insecta; Lepidoptera; Tortricidae
Gene: DNaseII
Product: deoxyribonuclease-2-alpha
Exons: 8
Coding region: 239-1510 (423 amino acids)
Biological process (GO): apoptotic DNA fragmentation
Molecular function (GO): deoxyribonuclease II activity
Source: RefSeq, a predicted model, not a curated record
CUUCGCGACACAAAGAAAUGAAAACAACAACAACCGAAACUUAUAUUUUGAAUUCAAAUUGUUGUACCCUCAAUCGGAAAGGAAAUCCAUGACUUGUUUAUAGAUUGUUGUGUAAAUAAAUGCAUUGUUUAAUAGUUUUAUUUGCAACAUGUCGCUCGAACUGUAAAUCAUGACACACCGAUUGUAAAAACAUCUUGUUACUUUGAGCUUGGAUUUCGCGAAACAAACACGCAUCACGAUGUACCGCUUUUGUUUUAUCGCGGUUCUUUUAUUUGUGUCUGACUGUGAUGGUUCAGCUCAACAAUGUAGAAAUGAUAGAGGCGAACCAGUUGACUGGUUUUACAUAUACAAGUUACCUAAAGAAAAGAAUCAUUUAAAUCCCCUGGUCCGGAAAGGGGUAGCCUACAUGUACCUGACUCCGUCAAAACUGCGCCAAGGUUGGAUCAUGUCCGAAUUGUCCAUUGCCAAUCCCAACUCCAUGUUGGGCAGGACACUGCAGCCUAUGUACCAGUCAAAGAAUACAAUGACCGUUUUGUACAACGACCAGCCUCCAGCUAAUGAGAAUGCGCCAGAUAUUCUGCAGAAUGUAGCUGAAAUGUAUUCAAAACGUAAAAAAGGUCAAAUGAAGUUCACGGAACCUUCAGUAAAGAAGUACAAGAAAUUUAAGCUGGGUGACAAGUAUUAUGACGACUACGAUCUGGCCGAAAUGUGCAAAAUGCACACUAAAUUCCUGAAGAAUAGGGUCGAGAAAGGGCACACGAAGGGUGUGAUUAUGGGAGAUAAGUUUACUUCGAUGUGGCUGGUGCAUUCUGUGCCAAGGUUCCCUCCGGUACCUGAUGGUCGCGGCAUGAACCUGACCAGCUACAGCUACCCACAAACCGGUAUGAAGUACGGACAGUCAAUGCUCUGCAUGUCGGUACAAACGGCCACCGUAAACCAGAUAGCCACCCAGCUUAAAUACAACGAGCCACUCGUGGUUUACAGCCAAAUACCUCCGGAAUAUGAGAAUGAACUGCCGACGCUGGUUGAGGUGGUGAACAAUAAGACUGUUGAUGCUUCUCCUUGGUACCACAUAGAGAGUUUCGAAACCCUCGCCGGGCGCAAGUUUCUCUCGUUCGCGAAGAGUGCCAUGUUCAACGACGAUUUGUACAGUGGCUUGGUGGCCGAGGUUCUGCAGUCAGACCUGCUGGUGGAGUCCUGGACUAAUGGGCCUGGCACCUUGGACUCGGAGUGCAAUAGAAACUUCCAAGUGCGGAACAUAGAGCGCCUAAAGUUCCCCCUCGCUCGUAUGUCGUUCACGUCCCACCACGACCACUCCAAGUGGACGGUCGCCGUCGCGCACAAGAUGCACAACAGCCAGGACACGAAGGUGGCCGACUACUGGGUCUGCGUGGGGGACAUCAAUAGGGCGUUACCACAAGAAUCCCGAGGCGGCGGGACCGUGUGUACGUCGGGACCCAUUUUAUGGGGAAACUUCGCUCAUUUAAUUGAGUCAGUCCAAUCAUGUUGAUUCUAAUCUAGUUAGGUAAUGAAUUGAAUUCUUUUCCUUUUGUCACCCAGAAAUGAACUCCGUGUAAAAAAUGUGAAUGUGUGCUUUUGAAAUUACCAUGUGUUUUUGUCCCAAAAUAGAGUACAAUUAAAACUCUUAAUAUGAUCAUAUUGACAUGCCAUUACUAUCUAAACGGUAUAAGUUCAAAUACAAUUAUCAGUUUUAAUAACAAUGUAUUAGGUACCUAAAAGUAAAAUUAUUCGAAAUUGUUUUGUUCUUCUGACUUGCCAAUUUGACAUUGAUUUGACAGUCUUGUUACCGCGAGAUAAGUAUGUACUGUAUUAGCAAUGCUUCGCCAUUUAAUUAAAAUUGCUCUUCAGUAUAUUAACUGUGUACGUCUCGGAGUAAUUAACAAUGGAGCCGCCAUUAACAGGCGUUCCCCUCUGUCGAAAAUAGGUGGCCAAUGGUCAACCACAUGUCAACCAUAUGUAUGGACUGACAUUUAUCUGACAUGACGUACCUAUACAUUUGAUGUGCCCCUCCCCCGCAAAAAACGGCAGACUAUUUUGUACCGAAAAUUUUAGACAUGGCGUCUCCGUUGGUCCUCUAAGGUGUACGUCUAUUGUAGAUCUUUUGUUAAAUUAUGUACUCUAGGUAGUCCAAAUACUAGUUCAAUCUUUAUUGUGUUAGAAUACCUAACUAACUGCAAUUAAUGACAAAUAUUAUUAAUUUAUUUCUCGAAAAGGCUCUUUUGAGCCAUUUAGAGCAUCUGUGAUCAACGUUGUGAGUUAGUAGGUACUAUUUAAAGCAAAGUUAAGAGAAUGCAUGCAUUGCAAAUCAUAUAUGCCAUUUUCAACCUAAAGGGUGCUCAUUGUCGGUUGUCAAAAAGACGCUAUUUCCAUAAAGCAAUUUGAAAUCGACCUUUUCGAUAACCGACAAUGUGGUACCUUUUAGUUGAAAACGUCACAUGUAUGUAUGUUUUUAUACUUUUUUACUUUUUUUAAGGACCAUUUUGUUUCAUUGCUUUAAAAUGAACACUUAUGAGGAAAACCGCUUUAUAAUAUAUUUACUCUUGUGAUGUGACUCCUAUAAAGUAGGUACUUAGUAUACCUAUAUUGUUAAUUGAGUAGUCUUUUAUACUUUAUACCUUACACAGUACCUAAAAAGUCUAUUGAU